CAGCAGCAGCUCCAGCCUUGCGGCGUGGCUGGAUCUGCCUGGAGCGCACCACAAAGCCGGCCCUUCGCCUUUUCCUCACCCACGGCUCUCGAGCGCUCGACUACGCGGCCAACUUCGCCUGGCGGGGCUGGGGCGGCUGGCGGGGAAGGAAGGCGGCGGCGGCGGCGGCGGCAGUGGCGGCGGCAGAAGGAACGCCGGGGCUGCCCGUUCGCGUGGCCCGCGCACUCACCCUCGGCCCCCGCGCGCCGGGUCUCGGGUGGGGGGGUGGCCGUGCUGACAUUCGGGCCACCAGGAAUUGUCCGGAAAUAAUGCAAAAAGUGUCCCAAGGCUCUUGACCAGUGACCAAAGAUUUGAGAAAGACAACCAAGCUCAUGUUUUCUCCUGAUCAAGAAAAUCAUCCUUCCAAAGCACCAGUAAAAUAUGGAGAACUCAUUGUCCUAGGGUAUAAUGGGUCUCUCCCAAAUGGCGAUAGAGGAAGAAGGAAAAGUAGGUUUGCUUUGUUUAAAAGACCUAAGGCAAAUGGGGUGAAGCCCAGCACUGUGCACAUUGCAUGUACUCCUCAGGCCGCAAAGGCAAUAAGCAACAAGGAUCAACAUAGUAUAUCAUAUACUUUGUCUCGGGCCCAGACAGUUGUGGUUGAAUACACUCAUGACAGCAACACAGAUAUGUUUCAGAUUGGUCGGUCGACUGAAAGCCCUAUUGAUUUCGUAGUAACCGACACAGUUCCUGGAAGUCAAAGUAAUUCUGAUACACAGUCAGUUCAGAGCACUAUAUCAAGAUUUGCCUGUAGAAUCAUAUGUGAACGGAAUCCUCCCUAUACAGCACGGAUUUAUGCUGCAGGAUUUGAUUCAUCAAAAAAUAUCUUUCUUGGGGAGAAAGCUGCCAAGUGGAAGACAUCUGAUGGGCAGAUGGAUGGCUUGACCACUAAUGGUGUUCUUGUGAUGCAUCCACGCAAUGGGUUCACCGAAGACUCCAAGCCUGGAAUAUGGAGAGAAAUAUCAGUGUGUGGAAAUGUAUUUAGCCUGCGUGAAACCCGGUCAGCUCAGCAGAGAGGAAAAAUGGUGGAAAUGGAAACCAAUCAGUUACAAGAUGGCUCACUUAUUGAUCUCUGUGGUGCAACAUUGCUGUGGCGUACUGCAGAAGGCCUUUCCCACACCCCAACUGUGAAGCAUUUAGAAGCUUUAAGACAGGAAAUCAAUGCAGCAAGACCUCAGUGCCCUGUAGGGUUCAACACACUAGCCUUUCCUAGUAUGAAGAGGAAAGAUGUUGUAGAUGAAAAACAACCAUGGGUCUAUCUAAACUGCGGCCAUGUACAUGGCUAUCAUAACUGGGGAAACAAAGAAGAACGUGAUGGAAAAGAUCGUGAAUGUCCUAUGUGUAGGUCUGUUGGUCCCUAUGUCCCUCUGUGGCUUGGAUGUGAAGCUGGAUUUUAUGUGGACGCCGGCCCUCCAACCCAUGCGUUUAGCCCCUGUGGGCAUGUGUGUUCAGAAAAGACAACGGCCUAUUGGUCCCAGAUCCCACUUCCUCAUGGUACUCACACUUUUCAUGCAGCCUGUCCCUUUUGUGCACAUCAGUUGGCUGGUGAACAAGGCUACAUCAGACUUAUUUUCCAAGGACCUCUAGACUAACAGUUGUCCUCCAGGACUACAUUAUAAAUUUAUAAGCUAAGUGAGUUGGGUUUUUCAACCUGUUGUCCACUUCAGUUCCUCUGCUCUGGUCAUUUGCAUUAAGAUGAAGAAUUUUUUUAAACAUUUAUAAUAAAUAGUAGCAAUUUCUGAGCAAAAAUCUGGGAAACUCAAGCAAAGGGAUUUUUGAAAGUACCAGACUUCUGAAUUCUGAGUUUUGAAAAUAUAUUUUGAGGAAAAAAGACAUAGUCUAAUUUGAUGCCUUCAUUUUAGUGUUUUGAAUCACCCAUCCUCAGUGUUGAGAAAUUGUUUUGUAUAACUGAGGGUACUGUUGGUUCAAACUAUGUUAGUUUACAGUUUGUUGCAAACAUUGUAAAAUAUAGCAACAUGUAUAUUAACUUUUUUCUAUUUAUCUUUAUGAUAGAAAGUAUAUUAGAAUGUUCUUGGUAGAGUAGCAUGGUAAUGAUGGUGUCACACUCUCAGUGUGAAUGGUAGUGUAGUGAGCACAUAGCUCAAGGAUUUGCAAAGCUAAGGACAAGAGAACCUCUCUCCUCACCCUGUUAAAUAUGGAAUUUGGUGAAUUAAAAUACUUUGUAAUACCGAAUUCAUAUUAAUUACCAUUGUCUAAGAGGUAUUUGUUUUUAACCACAAUGAAGUUAAUCAGGAAGAUUUUUUUCCUUAAUGUUUCUCUCAAGUGUAGUACUAUAACAAAAACUUAAUGCUAAAAACAUUUUAUAUACUCCUUUGAAUAUGCAAUCUAAUCUAGAUUAUCUAUUUUUCUCCCAUGAUGACUAAUCUGUUUUUAGUAUCAGCAACAUUUGGCAAGUUUAUUUUUUGGAUAUAAACUAUGGUUCUCAUCUGUUCACUGUUUCUAGAAAAAAAAAAACAUUUCUAUGGUAAAAAAGCAUCAAAUAAGAAAAGAUAGUGAAUAUUUGUUUUUAGAAACAGAAAUGCUUAGUUAAUUCUAUAUUUGGCUUUAUCCAGGCAUUAGAAAAUAUAGAGACAUAAAGGGUUGGAUGACAAUAGAGCCAUCCCUCCCCCCAUUAAAGCAGACCAGCCUUAACUGUGGAAUUGAAUCCUAAGGAAAGUUUCUGUGGUAUGAUUUAAAUGAGUGCGUAGUGCUUGGUUGUCAGAUGAGCAUCAGUGACAGCAAAGGGAAGGAACAAACUUGCAAGGUCUGUUUAUUCUUGAACCCCAGGAUAUCCUUUGCUUUCAGAAGCAAGAAAAUGUUUCUGUUCCUCUCCAACCUUUUUUAAAAUGCUCCACAAGAAGAGACAGUUGCACUACAUCAAACCCUUUCGAUACUUGUAGAAAUCAGUACACUUUUAGAUUAGACAAAUCAUUUUUAGUUUUAGUCUUUUGAUUUCCUUUAGUUUGAAAAACUGUAUCAUACUUGAUUGACUAUAGCAAAAUUUUGUAUGGUAGCAUAACUUUAUUCUAUUACAUCACUUUUUUUUCUUUCUUUAAAAAAAAAUUGUUGCUUAGAAGCCAUGAACUAUUUUAUUUUACUGUGUCAAAAUUCCUUGUUUGAAAAAAAUGAUCAUUUGGGUUCACUCAGGAAAUGCAUGUCAGGAAACUUGUAUUAUAAGUUUAUUAGUUGUGAUGUAUCAGUAACUGCUGUUACCCCUUUUCAAAGAAAUAUAAUUGAUUUUGAAGUUUUUUAGAUUGUCACAUGAUUUGUGACUAAUGCAAGGAAAUUAAGUCCUGUGUUGUGUUUGUUCUAGUCAUUUCUAUUCAGGCUAUAUAUUGUAGCUUAAUUUUUAUUUGCAAUUAAUUUAUUCAAACUAAGUAAAUACUUUUCAAAAUAGAUAUUUGAGUCUGCCUCUGUGAGUUCCUUUUUGCAUAACUGAGAAUGGGAAACCAGAAGUAAAAACUACACUUUAAAAUAUGCAUUUAAAUUACACAAGAAGUUUGUACUUAAUGUCACACUUUCAUCUAUCUAGCUUUGGAAAUCAUCUCAUUAAAAAAAGAAGUUGUUAGGAGCUAAAUA
Dipodomys ordii (Ord's kangaroo rat) is the source of this 3615-nucleotide messenger RNA. It is a transcript of the gene Peli1, whose product is annotated as pellino E3 ubiquitin protein ligase 1. Gene Ontology annotation, molecular function: protein binding; ubiquitin protein ligase activity. The record is from RefSeq and is a predicted model, not a curated record. Bases 372 to 1628 code for a protein of 418 amino acids. NCBI's taxonomy places the organism in Eukaryota, Metazoa, Chordata, Mammalia, Rodentia, Heteromyidae. The transcript is spliced from 7 exons. Gene Ontology annotation, biological process: protein K48-linked ubiquitination; regulation of Toll signaling pathway.